Molecule: messenger RNA, 1807 nt
Organism: Neurospora tetrasperma FGSC 2508
Lineage: Eukaryota; Fungi; Ascomycota; Sordariomycetes; Sordariales; Sordariaceae
Exons: 2
Coding region: 55-1788 (577 amino acids)
Biological process (GO): mRNA splicing, via spliceosome; spliceosomal complex disassembly
Cellular component (GO): U2-type post-mRNA release spliceosomal complex; nucleus
Molecular function (GO): DNA binding
Source: RefSeq, a predicted model, not a curated record
CAAAUUCCCUGUCAGACAACUUUCUACACUUUAUCCAAGUCGAUCAUCAUAAAAAUGAGCUCUUUUGGAAAGCGCAAGCCACGCAUUAUCCAGACCUUUGACGAUGAGGAUGGCGACCUUCCUACGGUGCUUGGAGGAGAGGAGCCGAAGAACGAACAACCAGUACCACAAGGACCGAUCAAGUUUGGGCGCAGCAAGCCUACCAAAUCUUCGUCACUACGAAGAACGAUCAAGAUCAACGACGGUAACGAUAAUCCACAAGAAACCAGCGGCGACGCAAUCCAACCUACGUCAACCAGCACAAGUACGGCGCCCGAGGUAACAGAAGCCGAGGAGGACACUGGUGUGCCGCUCGUAGUACGGCCCGGUUUCGGCCGCUCAGUCUCCAGCAAGAAGAAGCGCAUCUCAAAACUAUCAUUCGGAGCCAGCGAAGGCGACACGGAAGACGGCGGCAAUGAUACGACAACAACUGCCAGCAGCGACGUGGUCAGCGCCCCAAGCAAGAAGUCGCUGAGCCAACGAGUUGCCGAGAAGAACGCGCUUCGCAAGUCCGCCCUGACCGCACGAUUCGGCACAUUUGGCGCCGACGAAGAGAAGCCUCGGUACAGCAAAGAAUACCUUGAAGAACUACAAAGCUCCACGCCAGCCACACCACAGAAUCUCGCCUCGCUAAGCAUCAUUGACGACGAUGACGAUGACAGCCUCAAAGCCCACAGCGCACCGUUGCCGGAGGCGUCUGCCGCGCCCGGAACAACGGGCGACGCCAUGGACCUCGACCCCUCCGAGCUUGACGGCGCCAUGAUUGUUCAAUCCCGCGACAUGCCCCUAGCGCUCACCGGCGAUGCCCCCGCAGCAGCAGCAGCCCAUGUCCUCACCGAAGCCGAGAUCCGCGAGCGCAAAGAGCGGCGCGCGCGCCUUGCCAAGGAACACGAUUUCAUCGCACUCGACGAUAGUGACCGCUCCGACAACGACGACCGAAAACGCAUCACAUUGGGUAUCAACAAAAAGGCCAAGAAAUCCGAAUCGCGCCUCAUAGCCGAAGACGAAGACCUGGGCGAAGGCUACGAUGAGUUCGUGACUGACGGCUCGCUUGCGCUGGGCCGCAAAGCCGAGCGCGAAGCCGCUAAGCGGCACCGCCAGGAGAUGGCGGAGAUGAUCCAGGCCGCGGAGGCCGGUUCUGAUGCCGAGAGCGACGACAGCGAGGCGGAGCGGCGGGCUGCGUACGAGGCCGCGCAGCGGCGGGCGGGUAUGGACGGGCUGCACAAACCGGAAGACGACUUGAUGGAGACAGACGAAGAAGGAGGAGGAGGAGGAGGGGUAGGGGGAGUGAACCAAAUUCCCAAGAUGAAACCGCUUCCGGAGCUGGGGGAGGUGUUGGCGCGCAUGAAGGGUCUGGUACAGGGGUUGGAAGAUGAGGUGAGCAGACGAAAGGCGAGGAUAGAGAGUCUGGAGAGGGAGAAGGAGGAGAUAUUGACCAGGGAGACAGAAGUGCAGGAGAUAUUGAACCAGGCGGGAGCCAAGUAUCAAGCUGUCAUGGGCGGUGCUGAUGCUGCCGGUGCUACUGCUGCUGGUGCUGCAGCGACGGCCGUGACAAGUGCCGUUGCUGCUUCGGGGGCGCCUACGUCUGGUGAUGCGUUGAAGUUUGUCACGCAGUCGCCUUUGAGACCAUUGCCGCCUGGGUUUGCAGCGGAUCUAGCUGCGACUUCUAAGGAGAGAGGGUUGGAAAGCUUUGGGACGCCAACGCAAGAAAAGGGGCCUGGUGAUAUUGACACUGAGAUGGCGAUGUAAUGGGUACAAUGAGCUUAGA